This is a messenger RNA of Carcharodon carcharias (great white shark), 1929 nucleotides long. RefSeq names its product methylcrotonyl-CoA carboxylase subunit 2 (gene mccc2). Gene Ontology annotation, cellular component: mitochondrion; methylcrotonoyl-CoA carboxylase complex. Gene Ontology annotation, molecular function: methylcrotonoyl-CoA carboxylase activity. Gene Ontology annotation, biological process: L-leucine catabolic process. The transcript has 17 exons. The coding region runs from base 123 to 1820 and encodes 565 amino acids. Lineage: Eukaryota; Metazoa; Chordata; Chondrichthyes; Lamniformes; Lamnidae. The record is from RefSeq and is a predicted model, not a curated record.
AGCAGGAGUGCUUGAGGCGGAGCCCACCCACGUUCGUGGUGUGUACAGGCCGGGCUUGCAGACACACACACACACACACACACACACACAGUCGGCUUGGAGAAGUUGAAGCUGGCUGCAGGAUGCUGCACGCGCGGAAGCUGCGGCUCUGCUUUCCCAGAGCACGCGCCUGGGCUGCUCGGGUGCCUCGCGGUUACCACGGGGACAAAGUGGCGACGGUCGGCUCGGAGCCCGAGACCAACUCUGCCCUCUUCCAGGAAAAUUAUGAACGAAUGAAGACACUAGUUGCAGAAUUGAAUGAGCGUGCAGAGAAAAUCAGAUUGGGGGGAGGAGAAAAAGCUCGACAGCGUCAUACAUCCAGAGGAAAGUUGCUCCCUAGAGAACGUAUUGACCGACUGUUAGAUCCGGGAUCUCCAUUCUUGGAGUUUUCACAGUUUGCGGGUUAUCAGUUGUAUGGUGACGAGGAGGUACCAGCAGGAGGCAUCAUCACAGGCAUUGGAAGAGUAUCUGGGGUUGAAUGUUUGAUUGUUGCCAAUGAUGCAACAGUAAAAGGGGGAUCAUACUACCCAAUCACAGUGAAGAAACAUGUAAGAGCACAAGAGAUUGCAACACAGAACCACCUGCCUUGCGUUUAUUUAGUGGAUUCUGGUGGUGCAAACCUACCACGGCAAGCAGAUGUGUUUCCAGAUCGAGACCAUUUUGGGCGCAUCUUUUAUAAUCAGGCCAAUAUGUCUGCAAUGGGAAUUGCGCAGAUAGCUGUGGUCAUGGGUUCAUGCACAGCAGGAGGAGCAUAUGUGCCUGCCAUGGCUGAUGAAAGUAUUAUCGUGAAGAAUCAAGGGACAAUUUUCUUAGGAGGUCCACCUCUGGUAAAAGCUGCUACUGGUGAGGAGGUUUCAGCUGAAGAUCUUGGAGGUGCUGAUCUCCACUGCAGGAAGUCUGGUGUAACCGAUCACUACGCCUUGGAUGAUGCUCACGCACUUCACUUGGCACGAAAGGCUGUACGAGAUCUCAACCAUCAGAAGAAAGUGGAUGUGACGCUGGAAGCCCCAGAAGAACCACUGUUCCCUGCUGAAGAGUUAUAUGGAGUAGUCGGUGAUAAUCUGAAAAAAAGUGUUGAUGUCAAAGAGGUUAUUGCCAGGAUAGUGGAUGGAAGCAGAUUUAAUGAAUUCAAAGCCUUUUAUGGAGACACUUUAGUUACAGGGUUUGCAAGGAUUUUUGGAUACCCAGUCGGCAUCAUUGGAAACAAUGGAGUCCUUUUCUCAGAAUCUGCAAAGAAGGGAACUCAUUUUAUUGAGCUGUGCUGUCAGCGAAACAUCCCCCUCAUAUUUCUACAGAACAUAACAGGUUUCAUGGUCGGAAGAGAAUAUGAAGCUGGUGGAAUAGCUAAGGAUGGAGCCAAAAUGGUGACUGCAGUUGCAUGUGCAAAUGUUCCCAAAAUUACUGUAAUUGUCGGUGGUUCCUAUGGUGCAGGAAACUAUGGAAUGUGUGGAAGAGCAUAUAGCCCAAGAUUCCUCUACAUGUGGCCAAAUGCACGCAUCUCUGUGAUGGGAGGUGAACAAGCUGCUACUGUUUUAGCUACAAUUACAAAGGACCAAAGGACAAGGGAAGGAAAAGGGUUCUCUGCAGAAGAUGAAUCAGCUCUAAAGGAACCAAUCAUCAGGAGAUUUGAAGAAGAAGGCAGUCCUUACUACUCUAGCGCCAGGCUGUGGGAUGAUGGCAUAAUUGACCCUGCUGACACAAGGCUGGUGUUGGGUCUAAGUCUUAGUGCUGCACUCAAUGCACCCACAAAGAAGACAAACUUUGGAAUCUUCAGGAUGUGACCUAGGCAUUUGUCUAUUAGACACAAUAUUUUCCACCUUUCAACUGUAACAGGAGAACUGAAUUAAUCAAACUACUGUAAAACUUUGUGAAAUAAAAUUUGAAUUUCAA